Messenger RNA from Echinops telfairi (small Madagascar hedgehog), 6498 nucleotides. It is a transcript of the gene DYSF, whose product is annotated as dysferlin. The transcript has 57 exons. The coding region runs from base 35 to 6226 and encodes 2063 amino acids. Gene Ontology annotation, biological process: negative regulation of phagocytosis; monocyte activation involved in immune response; vesicle fusion. Gene Ontology annotation, molecular function: calcium-dependent phospholipid binding; calcium ion binding. Gene Ontology annotation, cellular component: cytoplasmic vesicle; membrane; T-tubule. Lineage: Eukaryota; Metazoa; Chordata; Mammalia; Afrosoricida; Tenrecidae. The record is from RefSeq and is a predicted model, not a curated record.
GCCCCGGGCACUCCGGGCCCACCCCGCGCCAGGCAUGCUGAGGGUCUUCAUCCUCUACGCCGAGAACGUCCACACCCCUGACGCCGACAUCAGCGAUGCCUACUGCUCUGCCGUGUUUGCAGGGGUUAAGAAGCGAACCAAGGUCAUCAAGAACAGCGUGAACCCCGUGUGGAAUGAGUUUCCACAUACACGCCACGCCAACAGGGAUUCCGACUCCACACGGGUCCCCGCCACGUACAGCAAGCAGAGCUGCUCCCCGGGGCCCCUGGACCUCGCCAUCCUGGGGGCAGAGGGCCUCCUCUCCCCCCUCCGAGUCGGGGCCCUGCUGGCCAUGGCUGGGGCCAAGGCCUCUGAUGGCAGUGGUGGGCUGAGGGAAGCUGUGGGAAUGAACGUUGAAAAGGAGCAAGGAAGGUUCCUGGGAGAAGCCAAGGUUCCACUCCAGGAGGUCCUCGCCACCCCCAGCCUGUCUGCCAGCUUCAACGCCCCGCUGUUGGACACCAAGAAACAGCCCACUGGGGCCUCGCUGGUGCUGCAGGUGUCCUACACGCCACUCCCUGGAGCCGCACCCCCGCUCCUGCCUCCACCUCCUUCAGAGCCCUCCCCGACUCUGCCUGACCUGGAUGGGGGAGCUGGACCCAGCCAGCGGCGGGCCUGGGAGGGCAGCCUGUGUGGCGUUCAGGUUGCCAGGUGGGCAGGCGAGUUCCACAGUGGGCCAGUAGGGGUCAUGUCUAUGGGGGAGCGUCUGGAGACUGACAUGGUUCGGGUCCAGGUGAUCGAAGGCCGCCAGCUGCCCGGCGUGAACCUCAAGCCCGUGGUCAAAGUCACGGUGGCCGGGCAGAGCAAGCGCACACGGAUCCACAAGGGAAACAGCCCCCUCUUCAACGAGACGCUCUUCUUCAACGUGUUCGACUCGCCGGCCGAGCUGUUUGAUGAGCCCAUCUUUAUCACGGUGGUGGAUUCCCGCUCGCUCAGGACAGACGCCCUCGUCGGGGAGUUCCGGAUGGACGUGGGGACCAUCUACCGAGAGCCCCGACAUGCCUAUCUCAGGAAGUGGCUGCUGCUCUCCGAUCCUGACGAUUUCUCCGCUGGGGCCAGAGGCUACCUCAAAGCAAGCCUUUGUGUGCUGGGGCCUGGGGACGAAGCUCCUCUGGAGCGGAAAGAUCCCUCUGAAGACAAGGAAGACAUCGAAGGCAACCUGCUCAGACCCACGGGUGUAACCCUUCGCGGAGCCCAUUUCUGCCUGAAGAUCUUCAGGGCGGAGGAUUUACCACAGAUGGAUGACGCGGUGAUGGACAACGUGAAGCAGAUCUUUGGCUUUGACAGUAACAAGAAGAACUUGGUGGACCCCUUCGUGGAGACCAGCUUUGCAGGCAAGAUGCUCUGCAGCAAGAUCCUGGAGAAGACGGCCAACCCUCAGUGGAACCAGAGGGUCACGCUGCCGGCCAUGUUCCCCUCCAUGUGUGACAAGAUGAGGGUUCGUGUCAUAGACUGGGACCGCCUCACGCACAAUGACAUCGUGGCCACCACCUACCUGAGUAUGUCCAAAAUCUCUGCCCCUGGAGGAGCAAUCGAAGACGACCCUCCAGGUGUGGUCAAGCCUCCUCAAGCCACCGACCUGGAUGACCACCUGGGCUUCCUCCCCACCUUUGGGCCCUGCUACGUCAACCUCUACGGCAGCCCCAGGGAGUUCACAGGCUUCCCAGACCCCUACGCGGAGCUCAACAUGGGCAAGGGAGAAGGUGUGGCCUACCGCGGCCGGCUCCUGCUUUCUCUGGAGACCAAGUUGGUGGAGCACAGCGAGCAGAAGGUGGAGGACCUCCCUGCAGAUGACAUCCUCCGGGUGGAGAAGUACCUCCGGAGACGCAAGUACUCCUUGUUUGCUGCCUUCUACUCGGCCUCCAUGCUGCAGGAUGUGGACGCCGCCGUCCAGUUCGAGGUCAGCAUCGGGAACUACGGGAACAAGUUCGAUGCCACCUGCCUGCCGCUGGUCUCCACCACGCAGUACAGCCGGGCUGUCUUCGAUGGCUGCCACUACUACUACUUACCGUGGGGCAACGUGAAGCCCGUGGUGGUGCUCUCCUCCUACUGGGAGGACAUCAGCCACAGGGUCGACACGCAGAACUGGCUGCUCAGGAUCGCCGACCGCCUGGAAGCCAGUCUGGAGCAGGUCCACCUGGCCCUGAAGGCGCAGUGCUUGAGCGAGGACCUGGACUCCCUGGUGGUUCAGCUGGUGGAUGAGCUCAUUGCUGACUGCAGCCAGCCCCUGAGUGAUGUCCGCCAGAUACCCUCAGCCACCCACCUGGACCAGUACCUGUACCAGCUGCGCACCCGCCACCUGAAGCAGAUCACGGAGGCUGCCCUGGCCCUGAAGCUCAGCCUCAGGGAGCUCCCCGCUGCCCUGGAGCAGGCCGAGGAUUGGCUCCUGCGUCUCCGGGCCCUCGCAGAGGAGCCCCAGAACAGCCUGCCUGACGUCAUCAUCUGGAUGCUGCAGGGAGACAAGCGUGUGGCGUAUCAGCGGGUGCCGGCCCAUGAGAUCCUCUUCUCCAGGCGUGGCGCCAGCUGCUGCGGCAAGAACUGUGGGAAGCUGCAGACGAUCUUUCUGAAAUAUCCGAUGGAGGGAGUGCCUGGAGCCCGGAUGCCGGUGCAGAUUCGGGUCAAGCUCUGGUUCGGGCUCUCUGUGGACGAGAAGGAGUUCAAUCAGUUUGCAGAGGGGAAGCUCUCUGUCUUUGCUGAAACCUAUGAGAACCAGACCAAGCUGGCCCUGGUUGGGAACUGGGGCACCACGGGCCUCACCUACCCCAAGUUUUCUGAUGUCAUGGGCAAGAUCAAGCUACCCAAAGACAGCUUCCGGCCCUCGGCUGGCUGGGCCUGGGCUGGGGACUGGUUCGUGUGUCCGGAGAAGACUCUGCUCCAUGACGCUGAUGCCGGUCACCUGAGCUUCGUGGAGGAGGUGUUUGAGAACCAGACGCGGCUCCCCGGGGGCCAGUGGAUCUACAUGAGCGACAACUACACGGAUGUGAACGGGGAGAAGGUGCUGCCUAAGGACGACACCGAGUGCCCCCUGGGCUGGCGGUGGGAAGACGAAGAGUGGUCCACGGACCUCAAUCGGGCUGUGGAUGAGCAAGGCUGGGAGUACAGCAUCACCAUCCCCCCGGAUCGGAAGCCCAGGCACUGGGUCCCUGCCGAGAAGAUGUACUACACACACCGGCGGCGGCGCUGGGUCCGCCUGCGCCGGAGGGACCUCGACCAGAUGGAAGCCCUGAGGAAGGGCGGCACGGUGGAUGAUCGGAGUGAAGACCCCGCCUCUGUCUCCACCUUGAGCUUCGGUGUGAACAGACCCACCAUCUCCUGCAUCUUUGACUAUGGGAACCGUUACCAUCUACGCUGCUACAUGUACCAGGCCCGGGACCUGCCCGCUAUGGACAAGGAUUCUUUUUCUGAUCCCUACGCCAUUGUCUCGUUCCUGCACCAGAGUCAGAAGACGGUGGUGGUGAAGAACACCCUGAACCCCACCUGGGACCAGACACUCAUCUUCUAUGAGGUGGAGAUCUUUGGGGAGCCCGCCAGCAUUGCUGAGCAGCCCCCCAACAUCGUGGUGGAGCUAUACGACCACGACACCUACGGGGCAGAUGAGUUUCUGGGACGCUGCAUUUGUCAACCGAGUCUGGAGCGGAUGCCCCGGCUGGCCUGGUUCCCGCUGACCCGGGGCAGCCAGGGGGCGGGCGAGCUGCUGGCCUCCUUUGAGCUCAUUCAGAGAGAGAAGCCGGCCAUCCACCACAUUCCUGGUUUUGAGGUGCAGGAUACGUCAAGGAUCCUGGAGGAGUCAGAAGACUCCGAUCUGCCCUACCCACCGCCUCAGAGGGAAGCCAACAUCUACAUGGUCCCACAGAACAUCAAGCCGGUUCUCCAGCGGACUGCCAUCGAGAUCCUGGCCUGGGGCCUCCGGAACAUGAAGAGCUAUCAGCUGGCCAGCGUCUCAUCCCCCAGCCUCGUGGUGGAGUGUGGGGGCCAGACAGUGCAGUCCUGUGUCAUCAGAAACCUCCGCAAGAACCCCAACUUCGAUGUCUGCACCCUUUUCAUGGAAGUGAUGCUGCCCCGGGAGGAGCUCUACUGCCCCCCCAUCGUGGUCAAGGUCAUUGAUAAUCGCCAGUUUGGCCGCAGGCCUGUGGUGGGCCAGUGUACCAUCCGCUCCCUGGAGAGCUUCCUGUGUGACCCCUACACGGCGGAGAGUCCAUCUCCACAGGGAGGCCCAGAUGACAUGAGCUUACUCAGUCCUGGGGAGGACGUGCUCAUCGACAUUGAUGACAAAGAGCUCCUCAUCCCUGUCCAGCUUGCAGACGGUCUGUCGGGUUCGGCCCCCAUUAACACGGCAUCUCCUCCAUCCAGUGCUCAUGAGGAGGAGUUCAUCGAUUGGUGGAGCAAGUUCUUUGCCUCCACUGGGGAGAGAGAAAAAUGUGGGUCCUACCUGGAGAAGGAAUUCGACACAUUGAAGGUCUACGAUACCCAGCUAGAGAGCGUGGAAGCCUUUGAGGGCCUGUCUGAUUUUUGCAACACCUUCAAGCUCUACCGUGGCAAGACUCAAGAAGAGACGGAAGAUCCAUCUGUCAUUGGAGAAUUUAAGGGCCUCUUCAAAAUGUAUCCUCUCCCAGAAGAUCCAGCCGUCCCUGUGCCCCCAAGACAGCUCCACCAGCCGGCUGCCCAGGGGCCCCAGGAGUGUCUGGUCCGCAUCUACAUUGUCCGGGCAUUUGGCCUGCAGCCCAAGGACACUAAUGGAAAGUGUGAUCCUUACGUCAAGAUUUCCAUAGGGAAGAAAUCGGUGAGCGACCAGGAUAACUACAUCCCCUGUACCCUGGAGCCUGUAUUUGGAAAGAUGUUCGAGCUGACCUGCACUCUGCCCCUGGAGAAGGACCUGAAGAUCGCCCUCUACGACUAUGACCUCAUGACCAAGGACGAGAAGAUCGGGGAGACCACCAUCGACCUGGAGAACAGGCUGCUGUCCAAGUUCGGGGCGCGCUGUGGACUCCCCCAGACCUACUGUGUCUCUGGACCGAACCAGUGGAGGGACCAGCUCCGCCCCUCCCAGCUCCUGCACCUCUUCUGCCAGCAGCACCGGCUCAAGGCCCCGGUGUACCACACAGACCGGGUGGUGUUUCAGGGUCAAGAAUACACCAUUGCGGACAAGGAGGCUAACAGAGUCCCUAACCCACACCUGGGCCCCGUGGAGGAGCGUCUGGCUUUACAUGUCCUUCAGCAGCAAGGCCUGGUCCCAGAGCACGUGGAGUCCCGACCUCUCUACAGCCCCCUGCAGCCCGACAUCGAGCAGGGAAAGCUGCAGAUGUGGAUUGACCUGUUUCCAAAGGCCCUGGGGCGGCCUGGACCUCCCUUCAACAUCACUCCACGGAGAGCCAGAAGGUUCCUCCUGCGCUGUAUUGUCUGGAACACCAGGGACGUGAUCCUGGACGACCUGAGCAUCACCGGGGAGAAGAUGAGCGACAUCUACGUGAAAGGUUGGAUGGUUGGCUUUGAGGAACACAAACAGAAGACAGAUGUGCACUAUCGGUCCCUGGGCGGUGAAGGCAACUUCAACUGGAGGUUCAUCUUCCCCUUUGACUACCUGCCAGCGGAGCAGGCCUGCACCGUCACUAAGAAGGAUGCUUUCUGGAGGCUGGAUAAGAUCGAGAGCAAGAUCCCCGCCCAGGUGGUGUUCCAGAUCUGGGACAACGACAAGUUCUCCUUCGACGACUUCCUGGGCUCGCUGCAGCUGGACCUCAACCGCAUGCCCAAGCCUGCCAAGUCGGCGGAGAAGUGCUCCCUGGACCAGCUGGACGAUACUUUCCAUCCGGAGUGGUUUGUGUCCCUGUUUGAACAGAAGACAGUGAAGGGCUGGUGGCCCUGUGUGGCGGAAGUGGGCGAGAAGCAGAUGCUGGCUGGCAAGCUGGAGAUGACCCUGGAGAUCGUAGCUGAGCGCGAGCAUGAGGAGCGGCCCGCUGGCCAGGGCCGGGAUGAACCCAACAUGAACCCCAAGCUCGAGGACCCGAGGCGCCCUGACACCUCCUUCCUGUGGUUCACCUCGCCGUACAAGACGAUGAAGUUCAUCCUGUGGCGGCGGUUCCGCUGCGCCAUCAUCCUCUUCAUCAUCCUCUUUGUCCUGCUACUGUUCUUGGGAAUCUUCGUCUACGCCUUCCCGAAUUAUGCUGCCAUGAAGCUGGUGAAGCCCUUCAGCUGAGGACACUCCUGCCCGUGAGGAGGACAGGUGUGGCUGACCUCCCGACCCGGGACUGGCCUGCCCUGCCCCUCUGCCCAGCUCAGCCGAGCUCUCCACACCACCAAGGCCUUACCAUCCUGCCACGGUGGGCAGACGGACAGAUGGACUGGCAUGUAUACCCAUCGCUGGUCACAGCAAGCACGAGUCUCGCUGCUUCAACAUUUCUCCUUCCCCACCCAGACAUUUUUUUUGAUCAGCUCCUAUUUCAGUAAAAAACAAACAAACAAGCAAAA